AUGCAUGCUCUCAUUCUUGCGCUUGUCUUAGCAGCUACACUCUCGCUGGGAAUCGCAAAGGACUGCGAUUACUUGGACGACGAUUACCGAAAAAUAUUUGAUCGACACUUCUAUUACUAUCGACUUAAGUAUAGAUGUGAACUUGAAAAGGAAGCAUAUCAAUACUUUGUGAACAGAAAAGAACCUCCAAAGGGACAUUAUCUCGUUGAAAGAAGAUACGGAAACCUGAAAAAGCGUGAGUUAAAACAGCUUGUGGAAAAAAUGAUUGUCAAGAGCAUGGUCAAGUACAAAAGUUCCAAAGCUGGCUGCUAUAUCGGCGAAGUGUUGAAUGGGAAGGAGAAACAAGCAAUUAUUUGCGUAUUCGCUUCAAAUUACUAA
Cylicocyclus nassatus is the source of this 378-nucleotide messenger RNA. Lineage: Eukaryota; Metazoa; Nematoda; Chromadorea; Rhabditida; Strongylidae. The record is from the annotation of a GenBank genome assembly.